Molecule: messenger RNA, 8287 nt
Organism: Tympanuchus pallidicinctus (lesser prairie-chicken)
Lineage: Eukaryota; Metazoa; Chordata; Aves; Galliformes; Phasianidae
Gene: SPECC1
Product: sperm antigen with calponin homology and coiled-coil domains 1
Exons: 15
Coding region: 163-3324 (1053 amino acids)
Biological process (GO): actin cytoskeleton organization
Cellular component (GO): cytoskeleton; microtubule organizing center; filamentous actin
Molecular function (GO): protein binding
Source: RefSeq, a predicted model, not a curated record
GCUGCAAUGUGGUUUUCCUCUCAGGGAAGCGCUCAAGCCCUGUAUUUUCAGUCUGGCUUGCACAUGCUGUCAGAAGCUAGUGGGAGACAGUUUUCUUCUUAAUGCAGAAAAGAGGACAAGCUUUCACUGGUCUGUAGACUGAGUUACUGGGAGGGAGAAAAAAUGAAGAGUACUGCCAGGCCUUGGAGUGCAGUGUCAAAGCAAGGAAGCCAUGGGGUUGACAGAGGAAAGUCACUUUCCACCGCUUCAUCAGGGAUGAAGACAUCCAAGUCCUCGACUUCACUCGCCUUCGAAUCUCGGCUCAGCAAGCUGAAGAGGGCGUGCAGCGAUGAUAUGCUUACAAAACCGGGAGUGACAGCAGCUUCUGGAGUUUCUAGGCUGAAGAAGACCAUUACAACUGGAGCAAUUUCUGAGCUCGCGGAGAGUCGGCUGAAGCCCAGCACAGGAACAGUUUCAACUGCAAAGCGCACAGGGAUUCCAGCACCCCGAGAAAUAUCAUCCUCUGUCUCAAGGGAGAGAGCUGUACUGCGUGGCCAAGCCAAUGCGAGGAAAACUCAGCCCAGCCCCACCUCUUCUGCCACACCGACUCCUACCAAACAUGUGCGCCCCGCUAGCAAGUCCAAGCAAGAGAGUGAAACUGGUGACAAGGCUGUUUUGGAAUCUCAGGUUAAAGAACUCCUGGCAGAAGCAAAGACAAAAGAUUCUGAAAUAACCAAACUCCGUUGUGAACUGAAGAAAUGCAAAGAGAAAGGGUCACUUAACCCUGAAGGGAUGGGUGCUUCAGACCAAAAUGUAGAAACCUUGUCACCUGUUGACAUAGAUCCACUGAUACGGACCCUGCAGGAAAAAAACAGGACUUUUCAAAAAGAGCUUGCUAGCCUGGGAGAAGAAAAUCGUGUUUUGAAAGAGAAAUUGCUUUAUCUGGAGAACUCUCCUCUGUCAGACACAACAACAAGCAGUGGCGGUGACAGCAGCCUCCCUACCCCAACUACCCAAGAAUCCAGCUUUGGAAGCCCAUCAAAAAAUGUACUGAGAGGUGAAACAGUUGAGCACAGGCAGCGAGUGAAUGGAGGCACGCUGCGCAAUUCCGCCUCUUCCAGCAGCGAUGUAACUAAAGCUUCCUUGUCACCCGAUGCGUCUGAUUUUGAACAUAUAGCAGAUAUACCUUCCAGGCCAGCAUCCUCCAACAGCAACCACUUCAAAGGUUCCAAAUGCUCCACUACAGGAAGUUCUCCAAACAAUAUUAGCGACCUUUCUGUUGCAUCUCUUACGGAGAAAAUACAAAAAAUGGAGGAGAAUCACCACAGCACAGCAGAAGAAUUACAAGCCACUCUACAGGAGCUGUCUGAUCAGCAGCAAAUGGUGCAGGAACUGACGGCGGAAAAUGAGAAGCUGGUGGAAGAGAAAGCUCUCCUGGAGACUUCUUUUCGCCAACACAGAGACAGAGCAGAACAGCUGGGUCAAGAAAAUGAAAAGCUAAUGACUCUCCUCCAAGAGCGAUCCAAGAGUGAAGAAAGCAGAGCUCAGGAGGGAAAAGUCCUCGAACUGGAACAGAAGUGUGCAGAAGUUCUUGAAAAAGCACAAUUUGAAAGAGAGAAAUUGCUCAACAUUCAGCAACAAUUAACCAGCAGCCUACGAAGCUUGGAAAGGGAGCAUCAAGAUGCCCAGCAGGUGAUCAAAGGCCUGAGAGAUGAAAAUGAAAAGCUGCUUAAACUUCUAGAAGCGGAACAGCAGAGCAACAGCACAGUGACAAAAACUCUGGAGGACUGCAAAAUUGCAUUGGAAGGUCUGAAAAUUGAGAAUGGAUCUCUAAAAACCCAGCUGGAGAAUGAGAAACAAAAGGCUGCAGAAAUCAAUGCCAUGGGAUGCACUACUGACAACUCUGAGGUGCAAGAGCUGCUGAAAGUAGCCCAUGCAGAAAAGGAUCAGCUGGAAGCAUCUUGCACUGAGCUUAAGCAAGAUCUGCUGAAGGCAAACAGUGAACUGAAGCAUGUUCAGGGUCUGCUAUCUAAGGCUGAGAAUGAGUGUGGUCAGCUGAAGGAGGUGUGUGAGCGGCAGGCUGAGCAACUGAGCAGAACCAGCCAGAAGCUGCAGGAAAAAACAUCAGAGAAUGAAGCAGAUAUAAAGAACCUAAAGGAGACAAUUUUCGAGUUGGAGGACCAGGUGGAACAACAUCGUGCUAUCAAACUCCACAACAACCAGAUCAUCAGUGACUUAGAAAGUAAAACUAUGAAGCUGGAAGAGCAAAAACAAGAUAUAGAGAGGCAGCUGAAGGCUCUGACUAAGCAAAUGAAGGAGGAUACAGAAGAAUGGAAACGUUUUCAAGCUGAUCUACAGACAGCAGUGGUUGUAGCCAAUGACAUUAAGUGUGAAGCCCAGCAGGAGCUCCGUGUGGUAAAGAGAAAGCUUCAGGAGGAAGAGGAGAAGAGUGCCAGGCUGCAGAAGGAGCUCGAUGAAGUGAAGGGCAACAACAGGCUGACAGCUGAAGAGGUAGAAUCUAUAGAGGCAGAUACAGCCAACCGUUGGCAAGGAGUCUGCAUUAGCAGGGCAUCUCCCACACCAUCAGAAUCUGCAGCCACUGUGAAGUCGCUGAUAAAAUCAUUUGAUUUAGGAUGUUCAGGUAGCACUGGACAAAACAUCACAGUUCAAAAGGUCCCUAGGAGCCCUCUAAGUGGAAUUCCAGUGAGGACAGCCCCUGCAGCUGCUGUUUCCCCCAUGCAGAGACAUUCUGUUUAUAAUAACACAAAGCCAGCCAGCAAAGGUGUUGUCAAGCACACAGAUCUUUCAGACCUUCCACUUGCAGACCUUCUGAAGGGGAGAAACGAAGAGCUGAAACCGGACCAUUACCUCCGAAAAAGCCCCUCCCUGGAAUCCCUGAGCAAACCCCCUAAGGCCUUCAGCAGCAGAAUGCUUAACUCUACCCCCAGCAGCUUGAAACCCCAAAGCAAACUCAGUGUGGAGAGAAAGGACCCGCUGGCAGCCCUAGCCCGGGAGUACGGCGGUUCGAAGAGGAACGCUCUGUUGAAAUGGUGCCAAAAGAAGACUGAGGGCUACCAGAAUAUUGACAUUACCAACUUCAGCAGCAGCUGGAGUGAUGGGCUGGCCUUCUGUGCUCUGCUGCACACGUAUUUGCCUGCACAUAUUCCUUACCAAGAGCUCAACAGCCAGGAUAAAAAGAGAAAUCUGCUGUUAGCAUUUCAAGCUGCCGAAAGUGUGGGCAUCAAACCCAGCUUGGAACUCAGUGAGAUGAUGUACACAGACCGGCCAGACUGGCAGAGUGUGAUGCAGUACGUCGCCCAGAUUUACAAGUACUUUGAGACCUGAGAUGCAAAGCAAGAGGUGGACACAAGUGGGGAAGAGAACAAAGAAUGCCACAGAUGCACUCGAUCACUUUAAAAAUCCCCUUGCUCCUCUUCCACAACCAACCUAUGCUCUUAGUUUGAAAGAAAGCUCUUCCAUAGUUUUGAUUACAUCUGGGAUAAAACCAAAUAAAUAACCAUGUCCAUAUAUUCACACCAAAUUCAUCUGCAGUUUUGUUUCUGAAGAGGAUUCCUUGUGCUAUACAAUGUUUUCCACAAACUAAUCUCUACCGACCUGCCACAAAAUGAAGUUUUAAAUCAGUGUGGACUACGCUGGUACUCAAAGGAAGCUGGGAGAUUAAUUCUAAUACAAAAUCUCACAAAAAUGCUCUUCUUGCCCAAAUAUAUUUAACUCAUCCCAAAUAUGUUUUGUUUUCUUCCCUCUGUGUAUUUUAUGAGAUGCCAUGACAAAUGCAUGUGUGUCAAACUUUAACCUGAGUUAUUCUCACACAUCUGACCCAGUCAGUCUGCUAGUUUUUUUUUGCCGUAGCUUAUCCAGUAGGAUAACAACACCAUCAUUUGUAACUUGGAAACCAUGCUCUGUUCCACCACCAGUUCGUGAGAGAACUCUGGAAGAUACUGUUACUUGCUGGAACUCCAUUUCAGAUCAAACAGGUGUCAUUUCAGAGAAAAACAGCUUGAUUACAACAAUUUCAUUACUAUAGCUUGACUGUUAAAAGAAGAUGGAGCCUUGUUUCACAGCUGUCUAUACAGGCAUUGUUAGCAUAGGAAUAUUGCAGAUGCAAGUUACUAGCUUUAGUUUACGAGGUGCCAGGUGGUGACUCUCUAAGCAGUAUAUUGGCAUCUCAGUAGUUCGUGGUUUUGUGAACUGAGUAGAGCAACUUCUCUUUUCUGCACUGAUCUUUUAUAAUCAGCACAAAUAAGUAAAUUCUAUGUAGAAGCAUAAAUCUUGAGACAGUUUAUGCCCUUUGAGAUGAAAUGUAGUCCACAGGGCACUGUUAAAUGUUUAGAAGUUACAUUACCCUGUUAGAGGGCACAGUAAUGUAUUGGUAACAAUAGAAGUUCCAGUUUUACUCUGCAAAUUGCAGAAUGUUGCUGCGUUCCCCUCUUGGUUUCUUGGAUAUCUUUAAGGUGCCAGAGAAGAGCCUUUCAGCUAGCAAUACCAUCAACAAGAUGUCUGAAAUAUGCUGUUUAAUUUACUGUUUCUCUUAUUUCACCCCAUGAAGGUAAAUUUUAUGUCAUCUCCAAUGGUGAAAGGAUCAAACUCAAUAAGGGCUACUUAGUUUGUUCUAGGAGCAGGUCUUAGAGAAUGUGCUGUACAGGAUCUCAGGCUGCUGGCCGCUUUAGAUUAUGAUGCUGCAAGAAAAGAGUUGUUUAGUUAGUGUGUUUAACCCUGUGACACAGACCUGAUGCUUCAGGAAUGUUAACCAUAGGCAGUUAGGGAUCAUUUUUCUCUUACAAAAGUUAAUAGUGUACGCUUGCUGCUCUUAGCACUUGAAAAGAGCUCGUGAAAUGGAAAUAGAUGAUUUCACUGAAGAAACAUAAUUUUUCUGGGGUACUGCAGGUGCCUGAUCUCAGCCUCUGGCUUCCCCAUAGUACUUAAUUGUGUUUGUUUAUUUGUCUCUUUUUUUUUUUAAUUAGUAAACAAGCUAUUUCAAACUUUGGUUUUCUCACAGCAGCAGCAAGAUUUAGGGGAUAGAUGACAGCAGCCAAGGUCAGUGAGUGCCCUGAACAGAAAGGAAGCUGGAAGAAUACAGAAUAUGCCUGUUUCACAGGAGGAGGAAAGCAGCACUUGCUCUGAGUUCCAAUUUGACACUUACUCUAAUCCAUCACCCUCAGGAAAAUCUGGUUCUAAUCUUUUGAGUGUCUGUGUGAUAAAAAGUGGCCCAUGCUUGGAGUGCCCUUGAACUCUCUGGUGUCGUGCUAUACUGUGAGAAAGUGAUUGUAAAUGCUUGGGCAGAGUUCCUUCCUUGCAAGAGAGUGCUUUCUAGAUUAAAUUAAGUCUGCAGUAAUUUUCAGCAUACACUCUGACAUCCCUAGAGAGCAGGGGAUGCAUUGCUCUAAAUGUUCUCAAAUAUAAGUUUCCUGUCAUAUGGUAAGAUGGAAGAGAAAAAUAGUUGCUAAGCAGAUUUUGUUUAGGAAGGGAGCCACGCUGCACAACUCCUUUGCCUUCUGGAUGCAGCAGGCUUUUUUCCCUUGAGGUAUCCAUUGGCAGAGAUCCCAACUCACCAACAGCCUGUAGUUCAAAGCAUAGUGAAGUCAACACAGAAAAUUCCAUAUUCCUCAGUGGGCUUUGGAUCAGGCACUUGGAGAGAUGACAAAAACUGUUUUCAUUCCCAGAGUCUGGAAAACAUUCUGAAGUCAGAGGGCUCCACAUGAUCCAGAAAAGAAAGAUCAUCUUAACCCUCUGAUCACUGGGAGUGCAUGUGUUCUCUGUGGCUGUCCAGAUGUAAGCUACAUACGUAUGUUAUCUAAUAUGUCAGUUCCAUUUGCUUCAAGCACAGUUUUGACACUUAUUCUAAUCUGUUUCCCAAAGACUCACUAGCUUUACAAAGCAUUCUGCUGCUUGAUCUGAUGGCUUUCAGUUUUUAACUCAAUUUUAUAAAGCACUGUUUCUGUCUCUUUGCAGCCCAUUUUCUCAUUCCUCCCAAAACAGCUCGGUCCAAACUCGAAUUCUACGCAGUAAUGGUAUAUUCAUGAGAACACGUUCCCUUACUUGGGAGUUGGAACAAGGAGUUGUCUGUAGAGAACAAGAUAUCAUUUUUUACCAUUUGCUCUGUGUUACUUUCCAGCCUUCAAACCUGCAAAGCAUCUCAUUUUGAAGUGAUGACAAUUGGAGAUUGAGCUGCUCUUCCGAGUUAUUUUCUGAGAUGAACAAUUGGGUUUAUGGGUUCGUUUAAGCUGCUACAUUGUUGUGUUUGGUUGUUUUUUCCUUUGGAACGUUGCACCGCAUCUGACCCAGAUCUUCAGAAAAGGCUAUUGCUUUUUGAGGCUGCCUAAGAGUUUGAAUAUAAAUUUACGUUUGUCCCAUAUAAGGUGCUGCAGAAAAUACGUAGUGUCUGUGAGUUCUUUUAAGGCAUCUCAAAUUGGAAUUUGAAAAAUUAAAGUUCCAGCUGCCAUUAAUGUUACAGGACUUAUUAAGAUAAGCUACACUGUAUAGGAAUAUUCUUGCUAAAUUGGAACACACGGUGCUGUGAUGUGGAUGGUAUCAGCAACAGCUUGCUUAAGCUACCAAAAUCCUUUUUGACUUUGCCUCUUAGGAGUGAUAGAUUUUUUCCCUGAUGCAGGCAGGUGGAAUUGCUUUAGCAUGUGCUCCUUAAAUGUACAGUAGCUCUAGAACACAACUGCAUUUAUUUGUGUCCUGGGGUAGCCUGUCAGACUCCAAGAAAUCAUAAAGCUGAUCUUGGUUGAGCACGUGAGAAAAAUGUUAAGGAUGGGGAUUUCAGUGGGGUUCAAGGAGGGAUAUUGUGUUGUGUGAUUGUUUCACUACAGCUGCUAGAGGAAAGGGAAUUAAAUGUGUAGAAAGUGAUCUGACUUCCAGAAUUUAUGGUGAUUUAUAGAAGGUACAGAGUAUAUCAUGAUUUGGGAAGGUACAGGGGAGUUGAGAAGAGAGUCAAGAGUCAGCUUUCUAAGAAGGUUUUCUAGAAGGGCUGAUGAACUGUUUCUGAAAGUAUGCAAUGAAACUGCCUGGAGUGAAAGUCCAGUAUGUGAGGAGAGGGAACAAGAUGGAAAAUUAAUACCUGUGCCUGUAUGGACAGCAAAGGAUGUGGAUGUCUGUAGGAUUUCAGCUUGAGAGUCCUGACUGACUGCCAUCUGGAGUGACGUUUCUCCUAAGAGCACAGCCUGGGAUGGUCCUCGGAAGAUGAAGAGGGAAGAGAACCCAGAGCUCACUGCAUUGGCCAGGUUUUCCUUCCUGUGACUGUGAUAUUCAUGGGAAUGUCCGAGAGCCAAAGAUUCACUGUUUUUCUUGUGCUGCAGUAAGGCAGCCACAUUAAGCAGACUCAUUUUUGACUUAAGCAGCUUCUCCAGUUUCCAUUCAGUGAGACACAUUCUGCUGCUUGAGUUUUGGCAGGUUUCUUUUCUUUUUCUUUUUUUGUUUUCUUUUUUUUCAGGCUUUCUGUAUGAUUUUUCUUGUUCUGUAUGUGCAACCAGUAUUUGUGAGUUUUCUGUCCAAACCAAAUAGGUGCAUGCUGACAGAAGGACUGAUUCUGCCCUAUUUGAUUCCUGACCCAGAGCUCUUCAAAGUCCAGCUUUUGGCUUCGCUGCCUUAACUCUCACUUCCUUGGCAAUGACAGUAAGAGUGCAUUGGCUCAUCUGGCUGUAGGUUGUUUGCACCUCCCUCAUCUUUCUUUGCUUAUGGCUUCCAUCUGCAAGUAUCUGACAGGUCCAGCUGUCUGCAAAGCUGCACCUUGUCUAUCUGAUGACAUGCAGAGUCCGUAUGGGAUGAGAUUAUGCAUUUUCCUGUCAGAAGAGGGCUUUUGCCUAAGAAGACUCAGGGCACUGAGCAUUAAGACAUAUUUUUAAACCCAGCAAUAACUUCUACUAUGCUAGACUCCGUUGUUUUUUAUCAACUCCAGUGCCAUUUAGACUCACCCACAAAUGCUGUGUAGGAACAAGUUUAUAACUUAACUACAGUUAACAUUUUUCACAACUGAUGGUCUCAACAUUUUUAACUUGCACGUGUGCCAAGUUCCAUUGGGUGGUGCUGGACACAAUAUUUUUAUUGAUUAUUGGUCCAGACUUGAGUUUCUCAUGUGGCAUAAUCAUCUCUAACAGUCAAGUACUUUUAGCUUUCUCUAUUGGAUACAGAUGUUACAUCGUGAUCUAAUUUAUACAAAGAGCACAUUAGAAUGUAUAUACAAGGCAUUGCCAGAUUCGGACAUGCUAAUAUUUAAAGAUUAACAUUAUUGAAAUGUAUGAUGCAAAAAAAAAUGUAAUAUUUCUAAUAAAUCUUUCUCUGUUUCUGA